This is a messenger RNA of Zonotrichia leucophrys gambelii, 5456 nucleotides long. It is a transcript of the gene ANO8, whose product is annotated as anoctamin 8. The transcript is spliced from 17 exons. Bases 174 to 3326 code for a protein of 1050 amino acids. NCBI's taxonomy places the organism in Eukaryota, Metazoa, Chordata, Aves, Passeriformes, Passerellidae. The record is from RefSeq and is a predicted model, not a curated record.
GGCCGGGAGCCGCGGCCAACCGGAGCGUACCGGGAGCGGCGGCGGCUCCGCGCUCCGCUCCGCCGCGGUCGCCUUUGUCCCUCCUCCCGGCCGCAGCGGCGGCGGCAGCGGCGGCCCCGGCGGCCCCGGCGGCCCCAUGCACCGGCCCCGCCGCCGCCGCCGAGCCCCGCACCAUGCCCGAAGCGGCGGCGGCCGCGGCGCAGGACGGAGAGCGGCCCCGGCGGGGCCCGGCCGCGGAGGAGCGAGCGGAACCGGCGGCGCCCACCGGAGUGCUGGAUAAACUCUUCGGGAAGCGGCUGCUCCAGGCCGGGCGCUACAUCAUGUCCCACAAGGCCUGGAUGAAAACGGUGCCCACGGAGAACUGCGACGUGCUGAUGACAUUCCCGGACAGCACGGAUGACCACACGCUGCUGUGGCUGCUGAACCACAUCCGCCUGGGUAUCCCCGAGCUGAUCGUGCAGGUGCGGCACCACCGGCACACGCGUGUCUACGCCUUCUUCCUCACCGCCACCUACGAGAGCUUGCUGCGCGGGGCGGACGAGCUGGGGCUGCGCAAGCCGGUGAAGGCGGAGUUCGGGGGCGGCACCCGCGGCUUCUCCUGCGAGGAGGAUUUCAUCUACGAGAACAUCGACAACGAGCUCGGCUUCUUCAGCUCCCAGGAGCGGCAGAGCAUCAUCCGCUACUGGCUGGAGAACCUGCGGGCCAAGCAGGGCGAGUCCCUGCACAACAUCCACUUCCUGGAGGGCCAGCCCAUCAUCCCGGAGCUGGCCGCACGGGGGGUGAUCCAGCAGCUGUUCCCGCUGCACGAGCAGAGGAUCCUCAAGCGCCUGAUGAAGUCCUGGGUGCAGGCGGUGUGCGAGGCGCAGCCCCUCGAUGACAUCUGUGACUAUUUUGGGGUGAAGAUCGCCAUGUACUUCGCCUGGCUGGGCUUCUACACCUCGGCCAUGGUGUACCCGGCCGUGUUCGGCUCCAUCCUCUACACCUUCACCGACAGCGACCAGACCAGCCAGGACAUCUCCUGCGUGGUCUUUGCCAUCUUCAACGUCAUCUGGGCCACGCUGUUCCUGGAGGAGUGGAAGCGCCGCGGUGCCGAGUUCGCCUACAAGUGGGGGACCCUGGACACCCCCGCAGAGUCCCUGGAGGAGCCGCGGCCCCAGUUCCGGGGCACCAAGCGGAUCAGCCCGGUGACCAGCGCUGAGGAGUUCUAUUACCCGCCCUGGAAGCGCCUCCUUUUCCAGAGCCUCGUCAGCCUCCCCAUCUGCCUGGCCUGCCUCACCCUCGUCUUCCUCCUCAUGCUCGGCUGCUUCCAGCUCCAGGAGUUGGUGCUCAGCAUCCAGGAGCUGCCGCGCGUCCUUCGCUUCCUGCCCAAAAUCAUCCUGGCUGUCAUUGUCACCACCUGUGACGAGCUCUACAAGAAAGUGGCCUUGUGGCUCAAUGACAUGGAGAAUUAUCGGCUGCAGAGCGCCUACGAGAAACACCUCAUCAUCAAAAUGGUCCUGUUCCAGUUCGUCAAUUCCUACCUGAGCCUUUUCUACAUCGGAUUCUACCUCAAGGACAUGGAGCGCCUCAAGGAGAUGCUGGCCACGCUGCUGAUCACGCGGCAGUUCCUGCAGAACGUGCGGGAGGUGUCGCAGCCGCACCUGUACCGGCGGCUCCGGCGCGGCGAGCUGAGCGUGCGGAGCCUGCGGGAGCUCGGGCGGGCCCUGCUCCGCCUGCUCGCCCCGCGGCCGCCCCCGCACGGCCCUGCGGAGCGCGGCGAGAAGAAAUGCCUGAACGGCGGCUGCGGCGUGCCCGAGGAGGAGGAGGAGGAGGCGGCAGGGGAGGAAGAGCGGCGCGGCUCGGACUCGGAGGAGGAGAGCGCGCUGGACUGCGGGCUGAAGCUGAAGAAGGUGAGCUUCAUCGAGCGCGCCGAGCGCCGCGCCGAGCCCGCCGGCACCGAGGACGAGCCCUUCCUGGAGGAGGGCAGCCCCACCAUGGUGGAGAAGGGCAUGGACCCCGCGGCCGUGUUCGAGCUCUGCGAGGACGAGGAGGAGGCCGAAGCGCAGCCCGGCAGCCCCGGCAGGGCGGCGGAGCCGGCGGUGCUGGCGAGGAGGAGGAGGAGGGAGGAGGAGGAGGGCGAGGAGGAAGGGAGGAAGCGCAACCGCGCCUCGUGGAUCGACCCCCCCGAGGAGGAUUACUCCACGCAGCUGACCCAGGCUGAGGUGGAGAGCUGCAUGAAGAAGUAUGAGGACACCUUUCAGGACUACCAGGAGAUGUUCAUCCAGUUUGGCUACGUGGUGCUGUUCUCCUCGGCCUUCCCGCUGGCGGCCGCCUGCGCGCUGCUCAACAACGUCCUGGAGAUCCGCAGCGACGCCUUCAAGCUCUGCACGGGCCUGCAGAGACCCUUCGGGCAGCGCGUGGCCAGCAUUGGCCACUGGCAGAAGGUAAUGGAGGCCAUGGGCGUCCUGGCCAUCAUGGUUAACUGCUACCUGAUCGCUCAGUGUGGGCAGCUGCAGCGCCUCUUCCCUGGGCUCAGCCCCCAGGCCGCCAUCGUCUGCGUCGUGGUGCUCGAGCACUUCGCCCUGCUCCUCAAGUACGUGAUCCAGGUGGCCAUUCCCGACAUUCCCGCCUGGGUGGCUGAGGAGAUGGCCAAGCUGGAGUACCAGCGCCGCGAGGCCUUCAAGAAGCACGAGCGGCAGGCCCAGCACCAUUUCCAGCAGCAGCAGCGCCGCAAGCGCGAGGAGGAGGAGCGGCAGCGCCACGCCGAGCUCCAGGCGCGCCGCGACCGCGACCCCGCCCGCGACGAGGCCGCCAAGGCCGGGGACACCGGGCAGGACCCGGCGCACGACAAGGGCCAGGCCAAGGGGAAAAGCUCCGGCGGCUCCUCCGCGCACGGCCCCGACAAACCCAAGCGGCCCAGCUCGCUGCUGGCCACCAACAACGUGAUGAAGCUGAAGCAGAUCAUCCCCCUGCAGGGCAAGUUCCUGUCCGGGGGCACCGGCGCGGCCGGCACAGCCACCGCCAGGUCGCCGCAGUCGCCCACGGGCAGCGAGAACAAAUUGCCGGGGUUCCUGAGCUUCAAAUUCCUCAAAUCGCCCGAGACUAAGCGGGACGCGGGCACCGAGAAGGUGCAGUCGCCCACCAAGCCCUUCAACCCCGGCAAGCUCUUUAAUUUCGGCAAGUCCGAAGGGCUCGGUGCCAACGGGGGCGCGGCCGGAGCGUCCCCGCAGCCCCGCGCGGGGCCCUCGGCGGACGCGGGGCCCGGGAAGUCGCAUCUCAACGAGGAAGGGGCGCGGGAGGAAGCGGAGAACCGGGCGGAGGAGGAGGGCGGCGGUGCCCGGCUCUGACCGGGGGCUCCGGGGGGUCGGGAGGAGCCGGGCGGGGGAGGAGAGCGGCGGUGCCCGGCUCUGAGCGGGGCUCCGAGCGCACGGGGAGCCGGAGAACCGGGCGGAGGAGCAGGAGGGCGGCGGUGCCCGGUUCUGAGCGGGGCUCCGCCGGUUCCGGCCGUUCCGGGCGCCGCCCGGUCCCUGCUGCGCGCGGCCGUGGCCGUCGGGAGCCUCUCGCCGCCGCUCGCCCGCGGGGCCGGGCCGGGGGCCGCCAGCGCCGCGCUCCGCUCCGGUGCUCUGUGCUGUGUGUCCCCGCCGUGUCCCCCCGGUCCCCUGGGCUGUGUCCCCCCGUGUCCCCCCGGUCCCCUGGGCUGUGUCCCCCCGGGUCUCCCCGGCCCCGCCGCGCGGAGCCGCCGCCACCGCCCCGGGAGCCGCGGGGGGACGGCGGGGGAGGCCUGAGAGCGGCGGGGCGGCGAAAUCCCGGGACCGGGGGCACGGCGCGAGUUAUCCCGGUGCGGCCGGAACAUCCCGGUGCGGCCGGAGCAUCCUGAAACUUCCUGGGCUCACCGGGGGCAGUUACCCCGGCUUCCAUGGGAACCGGGGGCAGUGAUCCCGGUUUUUGGAGCAUCCCGGUUUUCCAUGGGAACCGGGGGCAGUGAUCCCGGUUUUUGGAGCAUCCCAAACUCUCCCACACUCCGUUUCCUCCAGAGACGCCGCGCUCCAGCCUUUGGAUCCCCGGGAGCCACAUCCCGCUCCUGGAAUUCCCGGGAUCCCCGGGACGAGCCCGAUUCAGCCGUGCCUCAACCCUGCUCCGCCCGCUCCCCCCGCCUGGAUCCCGGAUCCCAAUCGCGGAUCCCAAUCCCAAAUCCGGGAGAUCCUUCCCGGGAGUUCUCCAGCCGGGAAUGGGGCGCAUUUCCCGGGAAUGCCGUGCAUGGGCAGCGUUUCUUGCACUAAAUCCCAACCCCGAUCCCGCCGCCGGUGCCGCUUCUCCCAAAUCCCAAACCCCAGCGGGACAUUCCCGGCUCCAGCUCCGAAUUCCCUGGAAUUCUGUCGCAAUAAAGGGCGGGACAAGGAGGGGACACGGGGAGGGACAAUGCGGGAGGGGGUGGGAGCCGCUUCGCUGCUGCCGCGGGAAGGAAUUCCUGGAUUUCCCAGAUUCCCGGGAUUCCCUGGAUUCCAGCGGGAUCCAUGCUGGGAAUGCGCUCCCUCCUUUCCCUGCUUCGCUUCGCGGGGUUGGUGGCACUUGAAGACAUCCAUUCCCAAAGGGAAAAAUCUGGGAAAAGAGGGAAAAGCUGGGAAAAGGGGGGGAGGGGGGGAAGUGGUCCCAAGCCCCCUCCUGUUCCCUCUUCCCAAAAAUCAGGUUGGAAUUUUUUUCGGGUUUUUUUCUCUCCUCCUCUUUCGAAGAAUCCAUGGAAUUUUGGGGUUUGGUUUUUUUUUUUUUUGGGAUCCCAAAUGGAAGCCAUUUUCCAGAGCAAUAAGGGCAGGAAAACCCGGGAUUCCCAAAGGGAAAAGCUCCGUGUUCCCACUCCGGGGUGGGAAAAAUCCCGGUGGGAUCAGGGAUGGGGAUUGGGAAGGAAAAUUUGGGAACUGGGGAUGGAAACUGGGAUUAGGGACAGAAUUUGGGAAUGGGGGUGGAGAUUUGGGAAUUGGAGAUGGAAUUUUGGAUUGGAGAUGGAGAUUGGGGUUGGGGACUUUGGGAUUUGGGAACAGGGAAGGAGAUUUGGGAAUUUGGGAAGGAGAUUUGGGAACGUGGAUGCAGGAGGAUCCCAAUCCCCCCACCUGCCCUGGCCGGGAUUGUCCUGGAGAGAUCCUGGGGCAAAUCCCAGGAAAAGGGAGCCCUGGGAACGUUGGGAAUUCCAGGAGGCUCCGGCUCCUCCUCACUCCCUCAUCCCACGGGAUUUUCCCAAAAAUCCCCGGGAAUGGCUUUGAUCCCAUUUCCUUCUGGAGUGGAGAAUUCCCAGAGGGAAAAGCCCCAAAUGUGGGAAAUUUUCAUCCCUUUCCCAAAAAACCAACAAAAAGAACCUCUGGAAUUUCGGAGGAGGGAAAAAUUUGGGAAUGGUUUUUCCUUUGAUUUUUUUCCUUGGAGUGUGAAUUCCAUGGGAAUUCCAGGAAAGGAAGGAAAGGGAGGGGUUAGGGGGGGUUUAAUUUAUU